AUGCUUAUGAAAAUCCUCAUCUGCGAUUGUGAUUUCAUGGGCCAAAACCACAGUUCCACGGUCGGAACUGAGAAGAAGCCUUCCUCUAGCACCACUGACAAUCUUGAUAAACCAACAUAUGAAGUCGUCUACGCAUGGUCGCAAUCCUUCGAGAAUCUCAUGAAAAACAAGCUGGGUCAAAAAUAUUUUGCUGAAUUCCUGAAAGGCGAAUACUCCGACGAGAACAUUCUUUUCUGGCAAGCUUGUGAAGAGCUGAAACGAGAAAAGAAUGCUGAAAAGAUCGAAGAAAAGGCCCGCAUCAUAUACGAGGAUUUUAUAUCCAUACUGUCACCAAAAGAAGUCUCGUUGGACUCGAGAGUACGUGAAAUCGUCAACACGAACAUGUCGACGGUCUUUCAGCGACAUUUGGAUGACGGCCCACAAUCAGAUACUCACACUCUCAUGCAAAGGGACUCGUACCCGAGAUUCCUUUCGUCGCAGCUGUACAAAAACAUUAUAGGAAAUCACGGAACACUAGAAGAAGUCUGA
Ostertagia ostertagi is the source of this 528-nucleotide messenger RNA. Lineage: Eukaryota; Metazoa; Nematoda; Chromadorea; Rhabditida; Trichostrongylidae. The record is from the annotation of a GenBank genome assembly.